Etheostoma cragini (Arkansas darter) is the source of this 360-nucleotide messenger RNA. RefSeq names its product mannosidase beta like (gene manbal). Lineage: Eukaryota; Metazoa; Chordata; Actinopteri; Perciformes; Percidae. The transcript is spliced from 3 exons. The record is from RefSeq and is a predicted model, not a curated record. Bases 200 to 352 code for a protein of 50 amino acids. Gene Ontology annotation, cellular component: membrane.
GGAAGUUGUUCCAGAUUUGUAACGUCACUUCCGAUAGUCUGAUUUUUUUUGUCUCCUUUUGUGAGCUAGUUAAAUUCCCUCCUUUUUUUCACUUGAUAGUGUUUCAACCUUUGGUUUUACCGCUUUGCUAACGAGCAAAGGAUAGUGAAAUAAGGGCACCGAGGAAUAACAGAUCAAACAGCCAAUCAGCAGCCGCAUUAUGUCUGCAGAACUGGACCUGUCCCCUCCAGAGGUCCCUGAACCCACCUUUCUAGAGAGCCUACUGCGCUAUGGGCUGUUUCUGGGUGCCAUCUUCCAGCUCAUUUGCAUCUUGGCUGUCAUCGUCCCCACAUCCAAGGGACAUGAACAGUAGGAGAUUGA